This is a messenger RNA of Angiostrongylus costaricensis, 318 nucleotides long. The record is from the annotation of a GenBank genome assembly. NCBI's taxonomy places the organism in Eukaryota, Metazoa, Nematoda, Chromadorea, Rhabditida, Metastrongylidae.
AUGCGACAGGAGAGGAGUCGGCGGUGUCGGCGUUUUCAUCAACACGAGUUUGUCCGUGAACAACGAUUCAUUCGAACAGCUUACAACCCGAAUCGAAUGUUUACGAUUAAAUCGAUGUGGAUCAAUACCGGUUUUGCAAUCUUCGUCGUUUACGCCCCGACAUCAAACUAUGACGAAGAAGUCGAAGCGUUCGAUAUGGAUCUAUAUGGACUUGCAGAAGUUCUACAGAGAAGACCACAAUUUUUUCAAGGUCAUCAUUGGAGAUUUCAACGCCAAGAUUGGACCAAGGAGAACGUCACAUUGGGACCCAUUGAUUAG